AUGAUGGUUUUUCCUCCUUAUAAUAAUGAUCCAACUUGCCUAAGACUGGAAAUGGAUCCUGAUGCAGUUAAAUCAACUUUGUCAAAUUUGGCAUUUGGCAAUGUUAUAGCAGCAGCCGCUCGUAAUUAUCAGAAGGAAAUACUUGCUCAAGAGAAGGUGCAGACAUCAGGUUCUUUCAAUGAAGAAGUUGACCUUGAUGAGUUGAUGGAUGAUCCAGAGCUGGAAAAAUUGCAUGCAGACAGGAUUGCAGCGCUCAAGAAAGAAGCUGAGAAGCGUGAAGCCCUAAAGAGGAAAGGCCAUGGAGAAUACAGGGAGAUAAGCGAGGGGGAUUUCCUGGGUGAAGUUACUGGGACUGAGAAAGUGAUUUGCCACUUCUACCAUAAAGGGUUCUAUCGAUGCAAGAUAAUGGAUAAGCAUUUGAAGGCUCUUACACCAAGUCAUGUUGAUACUAAAUUCAUCAAGCUGGAUGCAGAGAAUGCACCCUUCUUUGUUGCCAAACUUGGAGUGAAAACUUUGCCUUGUGUCAUACUUUUCAGUAAAGGGAUUGCAGUAGAUAGACUGGUUGGCUUUCAAGAUCUGGGAGGAAAAGAUGAUUUUGCCACUAGGACACUUGAGAUUCUACUGAUAAAGAAAGGUAUAAUUAGUGAGAAGAAAGAUGAUGAAGAUGAUGAUUACCAUGAAAACAGUCGAAAGACAGUAAGAUCAUCUGUCAAUCCUGAUGCUGAUUCCGAUUAA
Messenger RNA from Dovyalis caffra, 735 nucleotides. The record is from the annotation of a GenBank genome assembly. NCBI's taxonomy places the organism in Eukaryota, Viridiplantae, Streptophyta, Magnoliopsida, Malpighiales, Salicaceae.